Molecule: messenger RNA, 4272 nt
Organism: Acipenser ruthenus (sterlet)
Lineage: Eukaryota; Metazoa; Chordata; Actinopteri; Acipenseriformes; Acipenseridae
Product: very-long-chain enoyl-CoA reductase
Exons: 11
Coding region: 516-1550 (344 amino acids)
Biological process (GO): very long-chain fatty acid biosynthetic process
Molecular function (GO): oxidoreductase activity, acting on the CH-CH group of donors
Source: RefSeq, a predicted model, not a curated record
GACCAGCCCUUAAAAUAAACCCUGCGCCACAGUGUUGAAGAAAUGACAGCACAGAGCUUGGGCUAAGCCCUGAACAUCUUCUGCUUUAUCACUCAACAAGAAGGAUAUAAAUUAAAAAUAUGUACAUGUAUUUUAUCCGACUUUUAAGCGACUGAAAAACAAGUGGAAGAACUCCUUUACUUUUGGGAGGGGAGGGUGUUGGUGCGUAACUGCACAUGCAGUUUAUAUAUAGCUGAGUGUAACUGGUUCCCAGCACCGUCCUAUCGAGUUACAUCUUCAGUCAGCCCCCAAACUGCAAGGAAUAGUUCUGUCUCUCUAGCCCUCCGUUCCUCCCUCUACUGCGCAGUGCAGUAACACAGCUCUGGGGGGGAAAGGUAGCCAGGAUCUUCACUUUGGGGAUUAAAAUAUCCACGACAACUUGCUGUUAAACUCGUGUGCUUGGAUUAGGGGAAAAAGGAAGGAGGAUUGCAAGCUUUGAUUACAGGACUUUGCUCUUUCAUUGUGUUGGGUUGAUCAUGGAUAUAAACUUGGUGGCUUUAGAGGCAAAACAGGCGCCGAAGAAAGCCAAUGGGCCAAAACGCCCCGUGAAGCCGGCCAAACCUGCCAAAAAGACUAAAAAAGCUGUUGUUUUCUUUGAGGUGGAGAUCUUGUGCGCCAAGACCAAGGACAAGCUAUGCUUCCUGGACAAGGUGGAUCCCAAUUCUACUAUCGGGGAGAUAAAGGCAAUGUUCCACAAGUCCCAUCCACAGUGGUAUCCAGCUCGGCAGUCCAUCAGACUCGAUGCCAAGGGCAAGUCCCUGAAGGAUGAAGAUAUCUUGCAGAACCUGCCUGUGGGCACCACUGCUACCCUGUACUUCAGGGACCUGGGGGCUCAGAUCAGCUGGGUCACGGUGUUCCUGACGGAGUAUGGGGGUCCUCUCCUGCUCUACCUGAUGUUCUACUUCAGAGUUCCCUUCAUCUACAACACUAAGUACGACUUCACAACCAGCAAGCACUGGGUUGUACACCUCGCCUGCAUGUGUCACAGCUUCCACUAUGUGAAGAGGCUGCUGGAGACGCUGUUUGUGCACAGAUUCUCUCAUGGCACCAUGCCUCUGAGAAACAUAUUCAAGAACUGUACAUACUACUGGGGGUUUUCAGCGUGGAUGGCGUACUAUAUCAAUCACCCACUCUACACACCACCAGCUUACGGAGAGCAGCAAGUGCAGUUGGCGCUCAUCAUCUUCCUGUUCUGCCAGAUCGGAAACUUCUCGAUUCACAUCGCACUGAGAAACCUUCGGCCACCAGGCUCCAAGGCCAGAAAGAUUCCUUACCCCACCAAGAAUCCCUUCACAUGGCUCUUCUUGCUGGUGUCCUGCCCUAAUUAUACCUAUGAGGUGGGCUCCUGGGUGGGCUUCACGCUGAUGACGCAGUGCCUGCCCGUGGCGUUCUUCACCCUGGUGGGCUUCAUUCAGAUGAUGAUCUGGGCCAAGGGGAAGCACCGCAGCUACCUGAAGGAGUUCCGAGACUACCCUCGCCUCCGUUCCCCCAUCCUGCCCUUCAUGCUGUGAGCAGAGACUGCAGGAGUGUAAUUCAUUACUAAGAAUCAUGAGGAUAACCAUUAUAAUGCAACUCGGACGCUUUCAAAGGAUUUUGUGGUGCCCCUGGUACACAUGCUUACAUACCUGUCGCACUCAAUAGAACUCUGCUCCUCCCUUGCAGCCUUGAUUGCAGCUCUACAGUUCAGUACGUUGAAAAUACCCUGCUCCAUAAUUAAUAUAAUCACAGAUGUCUAUGCUAUAGCCUUACAAGCUCAUUUUAAUGUAAAACAGAUAAUUGGUGAGGUAUUAGGAGAUGGUACUGUGCAAAUAACUAACUUUAUACUAGUCAUCCACCCUCCAGCCAGGACAUCAAUAUGGCAUGUGAUCACCAGUAAGUGGGAUUGAUUACACAUACUGCCGAUGAGUGAGUGUGCUUUUCUACACAUCCUUAAUAGACACAUCUCUGAAUACCCAUUCAUUGGAGUUGUGUACAUGGGUCUUUUCCCCCACAUCUCUUAAUAGUAGUAUCUUCUGUACCAUUUAAAAAGUGUAUUAUAGCCUGGAAUCUCUUACACAAUACAUCAGGCUGUCAUAAACUUUUUAUAAAAAAAAAAAAAAAACUUACACUGUUGCAAACCCAUGAAAUCAUGAUUGAUUACAAAUACACACAUUAUAUUGUAGUACCAAUAUUACUUCCUCUCGUCAGUGUCUUCUAAAGCAGAACCUUGCAGACUACUGCAUAUUGCUUUUAAACCUGCUGCUGGCUCACAGAAUUACUGACACAAUCCAAUGAGAUUCACUGGCUACUAGAGUACUUGACCAGAUAAUGUAGUUUUGUCCUGUGCUACUGCAUUACAUUACACACUGCUCCAGGCUAAUGUAUUGCAAUUUGGCACACUGGGAAACAGUCAAAUGGCACUGGAAAGGUUGAGGAGCUAAGAGGGGCACAGCACUGAAUGUAAUUCUGCUGUAUGUGUAUGUAUUUGUUUGAAAUAGACAUUUUCGUUCAUCAAUCAUAGCAACCUUUUUCAGUUUUCCAUCUUAUCAGGUCAAACCAGCAUAGGUUAUACCUAGUCCACACUUAUGUAUUCGUAUAUAUUUUGUCUUCAUUUUUUCCCCUCUGUCAGUAAACCAGAUCAUGUAACAUAGCUGUCACUGGAUGGCAAUCUGGCUCCCUCUAGUGUUGGGGAAUGGCACUAUAUGAGUUUGCCUUCAUUAGAUGGCAAAUCAGCUGAUGUAACCAGCAGUGAACAAGAUACUGAUCUGUAGAUUGGCAUUAGCCAAAACAUUUAUCUGCUAUUUAAAUUUAAUGUUUCCCUCUUAGAAUCAAUAUAUGAUGAUAAUAAGUAACCAGAUGCUAUUCAAAGUGCGUUUUCUGAGCCAUUAAUAGAUUUACCUCAAAUUAAUCAUCGGGGUGCAAUUGUUCAACACCACGCUUUCAGAAAUGUAGGCUGCAGUAAAAAAUAAAUAAUUGAACAGGCCACCACUAUCUGGAGGAGUUUAAUCAAUUUGAUUGUAUGAACCAUUUUAAAGUGUAGUAUUUUAAGACUAGUAUAAUCCUAAUUAACCCAAUCUCAAAUUGUAUUAAAGGUAUGCUAGUUUAAAAUGUCUUUUUAAUUGCUUUACCAUUCUACCAUACCUGUUAUGAGGUUCGCCAGCUGAAUAGUUCUGUUGCUCCCAAUAUUGACAUUCAUUCAUUCCUGUGUUCUCUGCAGCUGUCACUUGCUUAGAGAUCAAUACUGUUUUAACAGAUAUAACAGGACAGGUAUUCCUAACAAUUGGUAAACAUGCCUAAUCCAGGAGUGGCUGUAGAAAGUGAUUGGAAGAAUGGGAAUGUGGCACGCUGGGAGUGCUUUCCGUCCCCCGAACGAGGAAUGAAAUGGUAAUGGUACGGCUUUCAAUACUGCAGCCUGGAUAGAGGUCUAGGAAAGAUGGGUAUCCCAGACAAAACAUUUUGUGUUUCUUUUUCAGUACAAGACACUGAUGAUAUGUAGUUAUCUUAGGGCACAUCACAAUGGGAAAAUCUAAAUUGAUGCAGUAAACAGCAAAUGUCAACCAAUACAUAUUUCUUUUCUAUUAUAUUUAUUGCAUGAAUGUAUAUUUUUCCCAGUCUGGUGUGAUUUUUUUAAUGGAAUUACCCACUUUUUUAUUGAAAUCAUAAUGUAAAUGCUCUGAAUAUUUUAAAAAGCCAUUCUUUUAUUGUAGGAAUGAAAUCAGUUUUUUGUGAAUCAGGGGUGAUCUUGGCAUAUAUUGACACAUCACAACAUUGUGAUAUUUCAUAUUUCAUAUUUCAUCUGGAUAAAUCAAUCAUCUACUGAAAUGUAUCAUAAUAUAUAUAUUUGGUAUAUUUCAAAUACUCUAAAAUGUAAAAAUCAUGGAAAAAUGGUCAGGAAUAUGUGGAGUAUUCAAUUGGCAGAUCUAAAUAUAGUCACUGCUAAAAAGGCCUUUAGUGGGCCAAUGCUAUGAAAAUCAAGUGCUAACAGCUUUUAAAAAUGUCAAAUGCAAGGGUGCACUCUUUUUAAUGAUUUAAAUAAACACAAGGCUUAGAUCUACCACUGUUUAGACCAACAGAAGAAACUUAACUAUAAUCAAACACGGUAUAUAUGUAAUUUCCAUCAGGGUGAACAAAGUGUCAUUUAUAAUACAGUGCAGUAAACUGUUGAAUAACAGGUUAAGUCGUGGUGUUCUCUGCAAUGCUUAACAAGCUCUUGGUCUUAAAUUUGGAAAUAAAAUGUUAAAAAAAAAAAAAAAA